AUGUUUUUACCUCUCGUCAUCCUCAGCUCCCUCUUCGUUACCGUACAAUCACAAUACGCUUCCUAUUACUAUCCCCAGUACGGCUAUGCUCAACCGGCCUACUACUCGAGGAGCCCCUACGGAUACAACCAGUACUCUUCCUAUGGAUAUCCAAGCUACUAUCAGCAGUACAGCAGUUAUCGAGCCCCCUCGCUUCUGGGAAGCCUGUUUGGAGGUGGUGGGUACAACGUUGAUCAGUAUGGAAACAAGUACAUAGGUAGUACGAGUAAUGGCUUUUUCCUCACAUGUAAUGGUAAAGGAUGUGCUGUACGUGGAUAG
Molecule: messenger RNA, 318 nt
Organism: Haemonchus placei
Lineage: Eukaryota; Metazoa; Nematoda; Chromadorea; Rhabditida; Trichostrongylidae
Source: the annotation of a GenBank genome assembly